AUGGCCUUCGUGCUCACUUUGACUCUUAGUCUCAUCCAACUGGGGUCAGGUCAAUGGCAGGUAAUUGGACCUGACAAGACUGUUCAGACCUCAGUAGGGGAGGAUGCAGUGUUCUCCUGCUUCCUGUCUCCUGAGACAAGCGCAGAGGCCAUGGAAGUGCGCUUCUUCAGGGAACAGGUCUCUGAUGUAGUCCACCUCUACAGGGAUGGGAGUGAUGACCCCUAUAUGCAGCUGCCAGAAUACAAAGGAAGAACUGAGUUGGUGAAGGAUUUCUUAGAGGAGGGGUAUGUCUCCUUGAGGCUGAAGAAGGUCACUUUGUCAGAUGCUGGUCUCUAUGGAUGCUGGUUUAAUUCCCACACACAUGACCAGGAAGCCAUCUGGGAGAUGCGAGUGUUCGCACCUGGCUCAGCUCUUCUCAUUUCUUUCAUCGGUUAUAUGGGUGAAGACAUCCAAUUGCUGUGCAAGUCCUCAGGCUGGUUCCCCCAACCCACAGUGAAGUGGAAAAGUCCACAGGGACGUGAUUUACCCUCGGACUUGAACGUGAACACAGAUGUGGAUGGCUUGUUUGAUGUGGAGUCUGCAUUUAUAGUCAAGGAAAAUUCUGGAAUCAUAUCAUGUUCCAUACAGCAUAUUGAACAGAGGCAAGGCAUGGAGUCCAGAGUACAGAUAGCAGAGACUUUAUUCCAGCCUUCACCCUGGCGCCUGCCGUCUAUUUUACUGGGAGUACUCUUCUUUGUCCUGUGUGUUGGUUUCACUGGUCUGGGAAUUUUCCUCUACAAAUCUCAGGGUAAGUGAGAGAGAGAAGCAUGGUGGAGAAGGGAGUACAAACAAGCAGAAUGGAGAAAGGCCCGGAAACAUGCAGUGGAGGUGACUCUGGACCCAGACACGGCUCAUCCCCGUCUCUGCAUUUCUGAUCUGAAAGCUGUGACCGAUAGUUUUUACCAGGUUGUGCCCUACUUGAAGAAGAGGUUCUCGAUGAAGUGUGUGGUGGCUUCUCAGGGUUUCCAGGCAGGGAAACACUACUGGGAGGUCGAUGUGGGACACAAUAAAUAUUGGGGCUUGGGCGUCUGCCGGGAUGAUGUUAACAGAAAGAGAAAUUUUGAGAAUUUGUCUCCCGAAAAUGGGUACUGGGUGCUGAGACUGAAUGAAAAAAAUAAGUACUUCACAUUCAUAACUGACAGAAUUGAACUAUCUCCGAGAAUCCCCCCUACACGAGUAGGGGUCUUCCUGGACUAUGAAGGUGGGACCAUCUCCUUCUUCAAUAUAAAUGAUCAGUCGCUCAUUUGUACCCUGACACAUCAGUUUGACGGGUUGUUGAGGCCCUAUAUCCUGUGUGAAGAUUAUUGUACAACUCCUCUAGUCAUCUGUGCUGUGCCGCAGACAUCAGAGGAAGAAGCUCCUCCAGAACCACUGAUGCAGACGACUUGGAGCCCUCUGCGCAGGUGA
Condylura cristata (star-nosed mole) is the source of this 1446-nucleotide messenger RNA. Its product is annotated as butyrophilin-like protein 3. Gene Ontology annotation, biological process: regulation of cytokine production; T cell receptor signaling pathway. Lineage: Eukaryota; Metazoa; Chordata; Mammalia; Eulipotyphla; Talpidae. The record is from RefSeq and is a predicted model, not a curated record. The transcript is spliced from 7 exons. Gene Ontology annotation, molecular function: signaling receptor binding. Gene Ontology annotation, cellular component: external side of plasma membrane.